Molecule: messenger RNA, 361 nt
Organism: Durio zibethinus
Lineage: Eukaryota; Viridiplantae; Streptophyta; Magnoliopsida; Malvales; Malvaceae
Source: RefSeq, a predicted model, not a curated record
CAGUUUUCUGUUAUAUGCAGAUAAUAGAUGAGUUGGGGUCAUUUGACAAGUACAUUUGGAGCUUCGUGAAUCACAAGCCAAUAACUGGUCAAUUUCGGUACCCUCGCCAGGUUCCCGUCAAGAGUCCAAAAUCAGAGGUUAUAAGCAAAGACCUUGUCAGAAGAGGAUUUCGAAGCGUGGGGCCGACAGUUGUUUAUUCAUUUAUGCAAGUGGCUGGACUGACUAAUGCCCAUCUUAUUAGUUGCUUUAGGUUUCAGGAAUGCAUAACCGGAGUGGAAUCAAAGGGAAAAGAUAACGAUGAAGAAGCAAAUGAUGCAACUAGAAAACUUGAGGAGACUAACUGACUUGGGAUAGCUUGUCA